CAAUUUUACUUACUGUAUAUUUUAUCCUCUUCUUUUCUCUCUCUCUUUUCUUUUUUUCUACUCUUUUUAUUUUAUUUUUUAUUUUCUACAGUAUUGAAUGCCACAAACAUAUCAUUUAGAUAUAGCAGAAUAUCCAGUAUCUUCACUUGUAAAAAUUGUAUCCGACUUGAUUAUUUCCAUUAUCGAGACCAACGACAAAUUGAUCAUCACCAAUGACCCAUCAGCAGUAACGCAUUUUCAUUCCCGUGCAGUACCUAACAUUGGCAUCUAUCCCUACCUCACGCGUAUUUUGAAAUUUGCCUCCUUUUCAAACGAGGUCUUAUUAUCGUUGUUGAUGUAUUUUGAUCGUAUUGCCAAAUUAAAAAAGACGAGAUAUGCCGUAAAUUCCUUGACGGUACAUAGAUUAUUAAUUACCAGUAUUGUAGUAGCAUCUAAAUUUACUUCAGAUGUGUUCUAUCCAAAUACAAGAUAUGCCAAGGUGGGAGGGUUACCCUUAUGCGAAUUAAAUCAGCUGGAGCUCGAGUUUCUUUUCUUAUGCAACUUUGAUUUGCACAUCAAGCUGGAAGAUAUGCAGGCCUAUGGAGAUCAGCUAUUGAUGCACGCUCACAAACAACAACGCACGUUGUUAGAAAAUAUCACAUCACCACCGCUAUCGCCUCAUUGCCGCUCCCUAACUAUAAAAAGAAAAAGGCAAGAUGAUGACCAUCAUACAACAAAGAUUCAAAAGUCAGAGGCCCGGCUAGAUAAAGCUUUAAUACCGCUAACAAAAUCAACUAUAUGUACCAAAAUUUAUUCUUCUCGUCAUCAUUUAGAUACAAUGCUAUCUUCUUAUACCCAUGAUUGCUAGAGUAUAUACCCACUUCUCCUUUUUAUUACUGCUUACAUUAGCGCAUCUCCCACACCCCCCUUUUUUUAAUCCGUCGUGCCAUAAAAAUAAAUAUGAUUGGAUAUAACCUUAUUGUUAUUGUGUGUCUUCUCAUCUUGAGGAUUAUCUUAUCGUACCUUAUCAUCGGUUUAAACUGAUUUGAGGAGACCACUCUUACUCGUCCCCGUUACACGAUAAAAGAUCCCUUUUUUUCUGACGAGUCAUCUUAAGGAGCAAUCUUUCCGUUCCGAAUAGAUGCUUUUAUUUGUUACUGUCCUUACAUUAUGACGAUUC
Messenger RNA from Mucor mucedo, 1159 nucleotides. RefSeq names its product cyclin-domain-containing protein. The record is from RefSeq and is a predicted model, not a curated record. Gene Ontology annotation, cellular component: cyclin-dependent protein kinase holoenzyme complex; nucleus. Bases 98 to 847 code for a protein of 249 amino acids. Gene Ontology annotation, biological process: regulation of cyclin-dependent protein serine/threonine kinase activity. Gene Ontology annotation, molecular function: protein kinase binding; cyclin-dependent protein serine/threonine kinase regulator activity. Lineage: Eukaryota; Fungi; Mucoromycota; Mucoromycetes; Mucorales; Mucoraceae. The transcript is spliced from 3 exons.